AUGGCUUACAAUGGCUACAACGGCUUCAACGACGAUGUUAUGGACGGGGUCGAGGCCUCAGGUCCCAAAGUCACUGUGAGAGAAGUCGAACCAGAUCGGUGCGAUUUUGUCCUACAGUCAUGCUCUCUCGCCCUCGCCAACUCGCUCCGCCGCGCCAUGCUUGCUGAAAUCCCCACCAUUUCUAUCGAUCUCGUCGACAUUACUACAAAUUCUUCUGUUCUUCCUGACGAAUAUCUCGCACAUAGACUGGGUCUCAUCCCCCUUGUCAGCAAAGGCGUGGACGAAAACCUGAAUUAUGGAAGAGACUGUGAUCGCUGCGAUGACCAUUGCGAAUACUGCUCCGUUGUCCUCCGCCUUCACGUUCGAUGUUCUCAAGCAGGCACGAUGCUGGUUCAUGCGAACGACCUCAUGGUAGUGAAUCCUCGCCAAGACGGUAUCGGUCGGCCAGUCAUUCGUGAUGCUAACGGCGCCGGGGCUCUGAUCGCCAAACUGAGGCAAGGGCAAGAAAUUCAGCUGGAAUGCAUCGCCAAAAAGGGUAUCGCAAAGGAGCACGCGAAAUGGGCACCCACUUCGGCGGUGGGCUUCGAAUAUGACCCGAACAACAAGCUGCGCCACGUAGACUACUGGUAUGAGACUGACGCCAAGGAAGAAUGGCCGGUGGACGAGCGCAACGCCACGUGGGAGGGAGAUGAGUCGGCUGCCGAUGCCGCAUUUGAUCCUGAUGCUGUUCCAAGUGCAUUCUUCUUCGACGUCGAGGGCAUCGGUACCCUCGAACCAGAUGACAUCGUCCGCGGCGGAAUUGAGGUGAUCCAGAAAAAGCUGGCUGAGACCAUCAAGGUCCUUGGAGGCGCUGAGGCUGCCGGCGUCGACGGAAUGAAUGGCGUCCAAAGUCCAGAUGGGUACGAGCCGGCUCCCGCAAAUGGAGCAUUCAGUUCAUACGGUGGACUCAGGGGGGGCACGACGCCUUAUGGUGCGACUCCAUACGGUGCGGGUGGCUACGGUUCCUAUUAG
Molecule: messenger RNA, 1011 nt
Organism: Cladophialophora psammophila CBS 110553
Lineage: Eukaryota; Fungi; Ascomycota; Eurotiomycetes; Chaetothyriales; Herpotrichiellaceae
Product: DNA-directed RNA polymerase II subunit RPB3
Exons: 2
Coding region: 1-1011 (336 amino acids)
Biological process (GO): DNA-templated transcription
Cellular component (GO): RNA polymerase II, core complex
Molecular function (GO): DNA-directed RNA polymerase activity; DNA binding; protein dimerization activity
Source: RefSeq, a predicted model, not a curated record